AUGCGACGCUUUUGGAAUUUCAGCGAAUGCAAGAUAGAAAACUUCAGUAAGCUAAGAGAAAUAGAUGAUAGAUCAAGAAGGAAAAAUCUAAGAGUUGAAGGAGUUAAAGAAGAUGAUAAUGAAAGCUGGCUAGAAAGCGAAAUAAAAGUUAAAAAAAUAUUUGAUGAGUACUUGGGCAUAAAAGAUGUAGCUGGUAAAGAAGAUAUAAAAAAGCACAGAACAAUUGUUGUGAAAUUAUUGGAUUUUAAAGAUGAAGAAGCAAUUUUAAGAAACUCUUCAAAACUAAAAGGCAAGAAUAUUUUUAUCAAUGAAGAUUUUUGCGCGGAGACAAAUCGAUUAAGAAAAGACUUACGAGAGAAAAUGAAAAUUGAAGGACAAUCGGGAAAAUUUGCAUAUAUUUCCAACGACAAGCUUAUUGUACGCGAGUGGAAUGCAAAAAAAAAGUAA
Molecule: messenger RNA, 447 nt
Organism: Hydra vulgaris (swiftwater hydra)
Lineage: Eukaryota; Metazoa; Cnidaria; Hydrozoa; Anthoathecata; Hydridae
Source: RefSeq, a predicted model, not a curated record